AUGGACGAAUAUGGAUGUGGAUUUGGUUCGAUAAUGCUGAUGCUGAUCGUGGUGGUUUUAGUCUUCUUCGCACCACUGGGAAUGGGUCCAUUGCAGCCACCUUCCUAUUCUCUUCUCAUCGUCUUCCCUGUGAUUCUCGUUGCCAUUCUCAUCUUCCUUUCCUACGCGUCCAAGUAA
This is a messenger RNA of Carica papaya (papaya), 177 nucleotides long. The record is from RefSeq and is a predicted model, not a curated record. NCBI's taxonomy places the organism in Eukaryota, Viridiplantae, Streptophyta, Magnoliopsida, Brassicales, Caricaceae.